UGUCCAGCUCUCCUCAGGCACCUCAGCCCACCACUUCUCUCCACUCCUUCCACAUCCCACACUUGGGUCUUAUGAAACCCACCACAUUCACCAACCCUCCCAGGGGAGUCACCUGACCUCUUUCAGCAUCUACAGCCAACCUCUGGUGGGAGUCCUGUGAUGCUUCAGCCCGCAUGACAAGCUCAGCAUCUUUAGGUGCCCAUGAGUUCAACCAUGCGGCUGGCCACAGCGGUUCUGCUGCUGGGGCUGAUAAUAGUGGUCACUGGAGAUGAGGAAGAAAGUGACCCAUGUGUUCAUGAGCCCCUGACCAAGGAUGAUGCUCACUUAUGCAAGGGUCUUGACGUUUUCUACCCAGAGUUGGGGAACCUUGGCUGCAUGUAUGUUCCUGACUGCAACGACUACAGAAAGAAGAUCACCUCCUGGCCCCAGCCGACAGUCAAGUUCCCUGGGGCCUUGCAAGAUGCAACCUACAUCCUGAUGAUGGUGGAUCCAGAUGCCCCUAGCAGGACUUCACCCACACGUCGCUUCUGGAGACAUUGGCUGGUAACUAACAUCAAGGGCACUGAUAUGAAGAAAGGGAAGAUUCAGGGCCAGGUGUUGACAGCCUACCAGCCUCCCUCUCCUCCAGCGCACACUGGCUUCCAUCGGUACCAGUUCUUCGUCUACCUUCAGGAAGAAAGGACCAUCUCUCUCCUUCCCAAAGAAAACAGAAACCGAGGCUCUUGGAGAAUGAAAAACUUCCUGAAACGCUUCCACCUGCGCAAACCCGAAGCAAGUACCCAGUUCAUGACCCAAAACUCCCAGGACUCGCCACUCAUCCAGGGUCCUGCAGCUGUUGAUAACAAGCCCAAGCACAAACCCAAGCAGAGAUAA
Molecule: messenger RNA, 873 nt
Organism: Choloepus didactylus (southern two-toed sloth)
Lineage: Eukaryota; Metazoa; Chordata; Mammalia; Pilosa; Megalonychidae
Gene: PEBP4
Product: phosphatidylethanolamine binding protein 4
Exons: 7
Coding region: 202-873 (223 amino acids)
Source: RefSeq, a predicted model, not a curated record